Messenger RNA from Colletotrichum higginsianum IMI 349063, 1461 nucleotides. Its product is annotated as Amino acid transporter. The record is from RefSeq and is a predicted model, not a curated record. Gene Ontology annotation, cellular component: plasma membrane. Gene Ontology annotation, biological process: L-glutamate transmembrane transport. Gene Ontology annotation, molecular function: L-glutamate transmembrane transporter activity; neutral L-amino acid transmembrane transporter activity; glutamate:sodium symporter activity. The transcript has 2 exons. The coding region runs from base 1 to 1461 and encodes 486 amino acids. Lineage: Eukaryota; Fungi; Ascomycota; Sordariomycetes; Glomerellales; Glomerellaceae.
AUGGAGAAGUCGGAGUACGGAACCGCCGACAAGGCCGUCCAGGAGAACUCCUCCAUGGAGCAGGUCCAGCAGCAGCCCUCUGUGACGUCGGGGGAGUCUGUCCACGAGAAGAAGCCGUGGUGGCACCCGGUCAUCGAGCCCGGUUCCGCCGUGCAGAUCAUCAUCGCCGCCGCCAUCGCCGUCGCCAUCGGCCUGGGUGUCAAGACCGCCCACCCGGACAUCCCAUCGGCGGCCACCACCAUUCUCAUCAUCCCCGGUAACCUCUGGCUGCGCGCCCUCAAGGCCGUCGUCCUGCCCCUCAUCGUCACGGCCAUGAUUCUCGCCGUCCAGAAGCUCAAGGAGAUCUCCAACGGCGGCGCCAAACUCGCCAAAUGGACCAUCGGCUACUACGUCAUCACCACCAUCGUGGCCAUCGUCCACUCCAUCAUCAUGACCUCCCAGGUCUGGGCCCGGCUCAUGAACGUUGCCUCGGCCGAGUCCAUCGCCACGGACAGCAUGUCUGAGAAGGACCAAGAGUCGUACGAGUCGCGCAAGGACCAGGACAUCCCCGCCACCGUCACGGAGCUCUUCAACUCGCUGAUUCCGGCCAACGUCGUCGACGCCCUCGCAUCCGACCACCUGCUCGCCGUGCUCGUCAGCGCCGUCGUCGUCGGCUACCUCAUUGACGACCGCGGCGGCCGCUCCGCCAUCAUCAAGGCCGUCCGCGAGGUCGAGACCCUCAUCAUGGUCAUCAUCACCUUCCUCAUCAAGCUCGCUCCCAUCGGUGUCUUCUUCCUCAUCUUGCCCAACAUGUUCAAGCUCGACAUAAACGACAUCGGCGUCAACCUCGGCAUCCUCAUGGGCGGCGCCAUCAGCUCCAUGUUGCUGCACCUCUUCGUCAUCCUGCCCAUCAUCUUCUUUGCCUUCACCCGCCAGAACCCCUACACUGUGUGGUUCAGCUGCUCGCCCGCCUGGCUGACCGCCUGGGGCACCGCCUCUUCCGCCGCCACCCUGUCCGUCACCAUGCGCUGCUGCCGCGAGACUCUCAAGAUCCCCGAGACGGUCAACAAGUUCGCCGUACCCCUGGGCUGCCUCGUCAACAUGGACGGCACCGCCAUCUACUUCCCCAUCGUCGUCGUCUUCCUCGCCCAGACCCAGGGCCACGUUCUCAACGCCGCCGACUACAUCAUCAUCCUGCUGCUGUCGACCCUGGCCUCCAUCGGGACGACGCCCAUCCCCAGCUCCUCGCUUGUGCUGACCGUCAUGAUCUCGUCGAGCGUCGGCAUCCCGCCCAGUGGAAUGUACGGCGUCGUCGUUGCCAUCGACUGGUUCAUCGACCGCUUCCGCACUGCCACCAACGUCAGCGGUGACUUGUUCGCCGCCGUCAUCGUUACCAAGAUGACUGGCAUCACUGACCCCGACGACGGCUCAGAGGAUGUUGUUCGGGAGUUCAGCCAGAACCAGAACGAUGAGCGUGUCUAA